This is a messenger RNA of Anopheles marshallii, 3063 nucleotides long. RefSeq lists its product as uncharacterized. Gene Ontology annotation, molecular function: monooxygenase activity; oxidoreductase activity, acting on paired donors, with incorporation or reduction of molecular oxygen; heme binding. NCBI's taxonomy places the organism in Eukaryota, Metazoa, Arthropoda, Insecta, Diptera, Culicidae. The transcript is spliced from 5 exons. Bases 1 to 3063 code for a protein of 1020 amino acids. The record is from RefSeq and is a predicted model, not a curated record.
AUGUGGAUUAAUUUGCUCGUGUUAGUGUUGCUGGCGGCCGUCUAUUGGGUUCGACAGCGUUUUUCCUACUGGAAGCAGCGCAAUGUUCCGUACAUCCAACCAUCGUUUCCGCAGGGAAACUUGGCCGGCGUUGGCAAGAAGAGCCACAUGUCAACAAUUCUGCAGAAUUGCUACAAACAGCUGAAAAGCGCUGGUAAACCGUACGGUGGAACUUACUUCUUCAUCAAUCCCGUGGCACUGCUCAUCGAUCCGGAUCUUAUUAAGGCGGUGCUGGUGAAAGAUUUCCCAUACUUUCACGAUCGUAACCUGUAUCACAACGAUCGGGAUGAUCCACUGUCGCGCCAUCUGGUCGCAAUGGAGGGAACCAAGUGGAGAAACCUGAGAGCGAAGCUCACUCCCACCUUCACGUCGGGCAAGAUGAAACUGAUGUUCUCCACGGUGACGGCCGUAGCCGAAGAGUUCGACAAGUGCAUGACGGCGGAAAUCAAACAAGGCUCCGUGGUGGAGAUGAAGGAUCUACUGGCCCGCUUCACCACGGACGUCAUCGGGUCGGUUGCGUUCGGGCUUGAGUGUAACAGCUUGAAGGAUCCCGACGCAAAGUUCCGUGUGAUGGGUCGCAAAGUGUUCCAAGCGUCACCGUACCGUGCGAUCAAGGUCUUUCUGGCCGCCCAGUUUCCUCAGAUUGCGCGAGCCUUUCACGUGACGCUAACGCCUCCGGACAUAUCGGAUUUUUUUAUGGGCGUCGUGAAAGACACAAUUGCGUUUAGAAAAAGCAAUAAUGUGCAGCGUAACGAUUUUAUGACCCUGCUAAUGAAGGUGAUGCAGGAACAGGUGGAGAGUGGAGCAGUUGAUGGUGACCAGAAAGAUCAGCUCACGAUGGACGACAUUGCGGCGCAGGCGUUUGUGUUCUUCCUCGCCGGGUUUGAAACGUCCUCCACAACGAUGUCGUUCUGUUUGUACGAGUUGGCUCUUCACCAGGACCUGCAAGAUAAGGCACGAGAGAACAUUACAGAGGUGCUGAAGAAAUAUGACACUAUUAGCUACGAGGCAAUACACGAGAUGAAGUACAUCGAGAUGUGCAUCAAUGAGUCUCUUCGAAAGUAUCCACCGGCAACUACCCUGACCCGUAGAGUCGAGAAGGACUAUCGUGUGGCCGGUACCGAUCAAGUACUGCAAAAAGGCAUCAUGGUUGCGAUUCCUGUCUACGCGCUACAUCACGAUCCGGACCAUUUUCCCAACCCGGAACGGUUCGAUCCGGAGCGAUUUUCCGCGGAACAGAGCGAAAAGCGGCAUCCGUUCGCCUUUCUGCCCUUUGGCGAGGGACCACGCAUAUGUAUCGGGCUUCGGUUCGGCAUGAUGCAGGCUCGUAUUGGGUUGGCCUAUCUUCUGAAGCACUUCCGUUUUACGCUCGCAAAGGACAGAAUGAGCGUACCGUUGAAGAUAUCGCCCGCCAGCCCCAUUCUGACCAUCGAUGGCGGGCUUUGGUUAAAUGUGGAGAAGCUGAGAAUUUGCGCCCUGUUCGCUCUUUUAUUACCCAAGCACGCUCAGUCGUCGAGACUGACUGACGGAGAGUUUCAGUUGCAAUUCACGCUUGAGCCCGUUCGGCAGCAUGUACCUUCAAGUGGUGGGCAUUCUGUGUGCGAUCGUGUUUGCUUGUUUCGCAUGGAGUUUCCGUACGGCAAUUUUGGCACGCUCGGCAAGGUGGAACACAUUGCACCGAUCACCCAACGGCAUUACGAUCAUUUCCGCCAGUUGAAUGUCCCGUACGGUGGUGUGUUUAUGCUAACCUCCCCACUGCUCUACAUCUUCGACACGAAGCUAAUCAAGACGCUGCUGGUGAAGGAUUUCCACCACUUCCCGAACCGUGGCGUGUACUUUAACGAGCGUGAUGAUCCACUGUCGGCGCACAUGUUCGCCAUCGAGGGACAGAAAUGGCGCACGCUGCGUGCCAAACUGUCCCCCACGUUCACCUCCGGACGCAUCAAGAUGACGCUGCCGCUAGUGAAGGAAGUGUGCCAGCGGUUCUGUGAUCAUCUGCACCAGUCCCUGCAAACUUCCAGCGAGGUCGAGGUCCACGAUCUACUUUCGCGCUACACGAUCGAUGUGAUCGGUGCGUGCGCGUUCGGCAUCGAGUGUAACAGCUUUCGGGAGCCUGAUAACGAGUUCCGACGGUACGGUAAGAUCGCGUUUGACAAGCUCCGCCAUUCGCCGCUGGUUGUGUACUUGAUGAAAGCCUUUCGAAGGCACGCGAACGCGUUGGGCAUGAAGCAACUACACGACGACGUAUCCAGCUUCUUCAUGCGCGUGGUCAGGGACACGGUGGAAUAUCGCGAACGCGAACAGAUCGUGAGGAACGACUUCAUGGAUCUGCUGCUGAAGCUGAAAAACACGGGACGGCUCGAGAGUGGGGGUGAGGAAAUUGGACGGAUAACGUUCGAGGAGAUUGCCGCCCAAGCGUUCAUCUUCUUCACUGCUGGCUACGACACAUCUUCCACGGCCAUGACUUACACGCUGUACGAGCUGGCGCUAAAGCAGGAGGUGCAGGAAAAGGCUCGCCAGUGCGUAAAGGAGACGCUGCAGAAAUAUGGCGGAGAGCUAACCUACGAGGCUGUGUCCGAUAUGAGCUAUCUCGACCAGUGCAUUAAUGAAACGCUGCGCAAACAUCCACCUGUAGCGAUACUGGAGCGAAACGCCGAUAAGGACUACCAGAUGCCAGACAGUGGCCUGGUACUGCGUCGUGGACAGAAGAUCAUGAUACCGAUCUACGCCAUGCAUCGCGAUCCGACCCACUUUCCCGACCCGGAACAGUACCGGCCGGAACGGUUUUCGCCGGCAGAGGUCGCCCAACGGGAUCCCUACUGCUAUCUGCCAUUUGGCGAAGGACCACGACUCUGUAUCGGUAUGCGGUUCGGUUCGCUGCAGGCAAAGAUGGGUCUGGCAAGUUUGCUUGAUCGCUUCCGGUUUAGCACCUGCGAAAGGACGCAAAUACCGGUGCAGUACUCGCGUACCAACUUCAUUCUUGGACCGGCAAAUGGUGUUUGGUUGCGGGCAGAAGUGCUAUAG